GUGCAGAGAACGCCCAACGUGUCAAUCGGUGUUCAAGAUCUCCAGUAACUCCUUGCAGUGGACUGGUUUGAUCAGACUAUUACAACCCACCGCCGCUUACAUUUAAAUCCCCCGGCAAUGGACAACAUUAAAGACGGGUGGUUCACCGAAACAUGCACAUUAUGGCCUGGUCAAGCGAUGAGUCUUCAAGUGGAGGAAGUGUUGUAUCAUAAAAAAUCUAAGUUCCAGGAUGUAAUGGUUUUUAAAAGUAAAACUUAUGGAAAUGUGCUGGUUUUGGAUGGGGUCAUCCAAUGCACAGAACGAGAUGAAUUUUCUUAUCAAGAAAUGAUUGCCAAUCUACCUCUCUGCUGCCACCCUUGCCCAAAGAAGGUUCUCAUCAUUGGUGGAGGAGACGGUGGUGUCCUGAGGGAGGUUGUCAAGCAUCCGCUGGUGGAGUCUGUUGUUCAGUGUGAAAUUGAUGAGGAUGUAAUAAAUGUCUCCAAGAAGUACCUCCCUGGAAUGGCAAAAGGCUUCUUCAGCCCCAAACUUACUCUGCAUGUAGGUGAUGGCUUUGAGUUCAUGAAAAAGAAUCAGGAUGCUUUUGACGUCAUCAUCACAGACUCCUCAGACCCUGUCGGUCCGGCUGAAAGCUUGUUUAAAGAGUCGUACUAUCAGCUGAUGAAAACAGCACUUUGCGAAGGAGGAAUUCUCUGUUGUCAAGGAGAGUGUCAGUGGCUGCAUUUGGAGCUAAUCAAGGAAAUGCGGACCUUCUGUAAGACCCUCUUUCCUGUAGUAGACUAUGCUUACUGCACCAUUCCAACAUAUCCAAGUGGACAAAUUGGCUUCAUGCUUUGCAGUAAAAAUCCGAAAACAAAUUUCCGUGAGCCAGAACGAGAACUACCAAGAGAUGAGAUCGAGAGCAUGAACCUCAAAUAUUACAAUCCUGAAAUCCACCGUGCUGCAUUCAUCCUCCCAGAAUUUGCCAGAAAGGUACUAAGCGAAGCAUAAAUGGCUUCAUGGGUGCCAUCUUGUCAACACGCUGCCUUCUGUGAAAGCAGAACAAAACCCUCACCACAGCUGCAGUAGCUCUCACACCGCAUCCCUCUCCAGCUUUUGAUUGGUCAACGGACUACUAAUGGACAAGUGCAAAUGCCUUCUGUGGGGAAAAUCUGUUUGUCUGUCUACUUCCAUCAGUGCUUCUGUCAAGUCUUAUGAGUUGUUUUUUCAUUUCCUUUUACAAUUCCACUUCCAACGUCAAACUUUCUGAACUGUACAAACUGACAAUCAUGCAUGUUCUGUGACAGACUCCUCAGUCUUUCUAUUACUCGUGUUGAGUAUGAAAAAAGAGUGUAACCUUCCACUACAACUGUCGUUUUUGGUGUUACUUCAUUAAAUAAGCAUGCAGGUAUUUUAAAUAAACUGCAUAUCUUCUCUCUAAACCCUUUCGAAGACUUCAGGUCAAUAACAAUUAUAGAUUUUCUUAACAUGCUGUAUUAAGGUUUCAUAUUAUGGGGCAGUUUAUCAUCACUGUCAAAUGUAAGGAAAGUCUAUUUAGUAUUGUUAUAAUUUCUAAAACUAUUACUUUAAAGUCUAUACAGAAGAUACUUACUGUAACUAGCAAAACUGUAGUCUAUUUUCUCUGGUUAAUAUUAUCUAACAUAUAAAUGGUUGUGUUUUUCUUCUUAGCCUAUGAAGGUGACAUAUGGGCUCUCUGUGGGUGACUUGUGUGCUCUGACUCUCAUGAACAAGUCUGAUAACAUGAUGUGAUUUUUAGCAAAUAGUGUUUGGUAUGAAGCCUUUUUGAGUGAUAUGCUAUAGUGUAUUGCAAACGUAUGCUUAUGGUCAACGGACUCUGUGUGAUGGAACGAUUCUGGGGUGUCUUUAAACAUUAGAAAUACUGGAAAUCUCAAACAUUGAGACAUUGUCUUAAUCUUAAUAUUGAAUAUAAUUAUGGAACUAUAUGACAAAAUAACAGUGUAUUUGAUGGAUAGCUAGGGAUCUUUUAAGGGUAGCUACAUAGGACAAACUAUUUUGUACUCUGUCAAGUUCAACAGUAUGGAAGAGGGUUGAUCUGUCCUUUUACCAUUCAAUGUUUAUGAUGUAAAUUUCAUUUUGCGAAUUUCAUAAAUUGUUUUGAAAUAAAAAUGAAGUAACCACAA
This is a messenger RNA of Labeo rohita (rohu), 2138 nucleotides long. It is a transcript of the gene srm, whose product is annotated as spermidine synthase. The record is from RefSeq and is a predicted model, not a curated record. Gene Ontology annotation, cellular component: cytosol. Gene Ontology annotation, biological process: spermidine biosynthetic process. NCBI's taxonomy places the organism in Eukaryota, Metazoa, Chordata, Actinopteri, Cypriniformes, Cyprinidae. The transcript is spliced from 8 exons. Bases 118 to 987 code for a protein of 289 amino acids. Gene Ontology annotation, molecular function: spermidine synthase activity.